Molecule: messenger RNA, 1750 nt
Organism: Papaver somniferum (opium poppy)
Lineage: Eukaryota; Viridiplantae; Streptophyta; Magnoliopsida; Ranunculales; Papaveraceae
Product: 2-dehydro-3-deoxyphosphooctonate aldolase 1-like
Exons: 15
Coding region: 135-1307 (390 amino acids)
Biological process (GO): monosaccharide biosynthetic process
Cellular component (GO): cytosol; cytoplasm
Molecular function (GO): 3-deoxy-8-phosphooctulonate synthase activity
Source: RefSeq, a predicted model, not a curated record
CAUCAGAUAUAUUAUUAUGGAACUUGGAUGUCCGCCCACGUUUUUAUUAGAGUACCAUUUCGUUGACACUCUUGCAGAUUUCUUAUGUGCGACGCCCUCUAAAUUGACUGAGCAUAGAGUGAUAAUUGAUACCUAUGUUUAUUCAUCUUAAGUCAGCUGUUGUGGAACAAGUUCUAAAGCGAAAUGUUUUGUCAUCAUCAUCACCAUCCUCCUCGAAUCUUAUCUGUUUCUGGGGUGAAAAGAGGGAUUCUUUAUUAGGAUUUCUGUAUUCUGUAUUGAAUCGUAAGGGACGCCACAAACUACCAAGCAAAGUAAAAAUGCAGUUUGGGUGUAUCUGUAUAAUCUCCACUCUGCCUUUUCUCUCUGUAGUUAAAGCUCUGAAAAAUUCUUCAACAUUCUUCACUCAAAGAUCAGAAAAAACAAACGAAAACAUGAUUUCCUCAGCAGAUCUAUUCAAUCAACUCAAGUCUGCAGAACCCUUUUUUGUAUUAGCUGGACCAAAUGUGAUUGAAUCUGAAGAACAUAUUUUUAAAAUGGCUAAACAUAUCAAACACAUCACCAACAAAGUUGGUGUGCCCCUUGUGUUUAAAUCGAGCUUUGAUAAAGCUAAUCGUACAUCAUCUAAGUCAUUUCGUGGUCCUGGUUUAGAAGAAGGCUUGAAGAUCCUUGAAAAAGUUAAACUUGCCUAUGAUUUACCUAUUGUUACUGAUGUGCAUGAGAGUUGGCAGUGUGAAGCUAUUGGAAAGGUUGCUGAUGUUAUCCAGAUUCCUGCUUUCUUAUGCCGUCAGACAGACCUUCUAGUUGCAGCUGCGAAGACUGGAAAAAUUAUCAACAUUAAAAAAGGCCAAAUGUGUUCUUCUUCUGUUAUGGCAAAUUCUGCAGAGAAGGUUAGGUUAGCUGGUAACCCGAAUGUGAUGGUCUGUGAGCGAGGCACCAUGUUUGGUUAUAAUGAUUUAAUUGUUGAUCCCCGCAACUUGGAGUGGAUGCGAGAAGCUAAUUGUCCCAUUGUAGCAGAUAUUACACAUUCAUUGCAACAACCUGCAGGGAAAAAGCUGGAGGGUGGAGGAGUUGCCAGUGGAGGUCUUCGCGAAUUAAUACCAUGUAUAGCAAGGACAUCAGUUGCUGUUGGGGUGGAUGGUAUCUUUAUGGAGGUACAUGACGAUCCCCUAAGUGCACCUGUUGAUGGUCCAACGCAGUGGCCGUUACGUAAUUUGGAGGAGCUAUUACAGGAGCUGGUGGCGAUUGCUAGGGUUAGCAAGGGAAAACAACAAUUCCAAAUAGAUCUCACACCAUUUCGUGAAGAUUAAUCUUAAAUUCAUAGGAAAAGGUUUAGCGAGAAAUGACGUCAGUUUUGAACUUUUUUAAUCAUGGAAAAAAUGGAAAUAUUGAUGGGGCAAUCUACACCCAGGAGUUCACACUAUUUAUGUGUGAUUACUGGAAGUCUGUUGAAAAGGCAGACCUUCAGAAAAUCAAGAUCUUAUAUCGAACCCAACUUGGAUCUCCACGUGCCUCACCACCAGAACCAGGAGCGCCACCCUCUUAAACAAACUAGCUUAAGUUUGUGGUUCAUGUCAUUGAGAUUUGCGACCAUAUUUGUUAUCGUGUUCUUAUUAGCGUUACCCAUUAUUGGAUGAACGAAAAAACCCCAGCUAGCAAUUAGAUCGAAAUUUUACAAAACAAACAAAGGAUUUGCGCAACUUUAUUGUAAACAUUGUAGCCAACAUGCAAGAACUGUAACUCUGUAAGGAAA